UGGCUGCGCCUUGGUGCCGAGCGGAGCGCUCACCUGCGGAUGAGAGAGCCGGGGAAACUCGGGGCAGAGCUGCAGCACAACGCACGGAGCGCAAACAGGGGACGUAACAGAAGAGUCUGAGCGAGGAGAGGAAGGGGGGAAUAAAACCAGCAUCACCGGAGGAGAAGAAUUUACGAACCGACCCCUCUUUUUUCUGGUUCCUCGUCCAGCACGCAGCCCUGACGCGCGUACACCCGCCACCAUGAGAACCUACUUCGCUCUGGUCCUGACAGCGGCGCUUCUCCUGGACACGUUCUGGACGAAUAAUGCAGAGCAAGCUCUCAUAGGUCCCUGCCGUCCUGGCUUCUCUCAAAGCUUCUACUCUGUGCUGAUUUCAAGGGAUGUACUGCAAGGCCAGGACAUACUCAAAGAUGCCACAGUAUCAUCACAAAAAGUGAAGUUUGACGACUGCAUGGGGAAUGAAGCUGUGGUUUUUCAGAGCACUGACCCCAUCUUCAGCGUGCGGACAGAUGGGUCCAUCUAUGCCCGGGGAGCGGGAGCCAGCCUUGAUGAACCGGUCCAGUUUAAACUGACAGCAAGUGGUCCGCAGACACACGUCUGGGAGACUGUGGUCCAACUGGCACUGAUUGACCCACCACCACCACCGCCGUCUCCUCAGCAACAUGAGAAUGAGGUCACAAAGCAAGACGGAAAAGUCGCUGAGAGAAAAGAGAAGAAAGACGAGUUCCAGGCCCCACCUCCUGUCAUCAUGUUCUCGGGGACUGGCCUGAACAGCUCCAAGGGUCUGCGGCGGCAGAAGAGGGACUGGGUGAUCCCACCAAUCAACGUGGCAGAAAAUUCUCGAGGACCGUUCCCUCAGAUGCUCGUCAGCAUUCGCUCUGACCAGGACCAGGACAUCUCAAUCCGAUACAGCAUCACUGGGGUUGGAGCGGAUCAACCGCCCAAUGAGGUGUUCAGUAUCGACCCCGUGCUCGGGAAGAUGUUUGUCACCAAACCUCUUGAUCGAGAACAUCGCUCUUCUUACCACUUGCGUGCCCAUGCUGUGGACAUGAAUGGGAACCAGGUGGAGAACCCCAUCGAUCUGUACAUCUUCGUCAUCGACAUGAACGACAACAGACCUGAGUUUAAAAACCAGGUGUAUAAUGGCUCCGUGGACGAAGGCUCGAAACCAGGAACAUAUGUGAUGCACCUGUCGGCGUUCGAUGCGGACGACAACACCACCGCUAACGGAAUGGUGCGCUAUCGAAUCCUGUCCCAGACGCCGCACAGCCCCAUUCCCAACAUGUUCACCAUCAACAGCGAGACGGGAGAUAUCGUGACGGUGGCGCCGGGUCUCGAUCGAGAGAAAGUGUCUCAGUAUACCAUCAUCGUGCAGGCCACGGACAUGGAGGGCAACCUGAACUUUGGCCUCUCCAACACGGCCACCGCCAUUAUCACUGUCACUGACAUCAACGACAACCCUCCCAUGUUGACCUCCAGAACGUUUUCUGGUGAGGUCCCGGAGAAUCGAGUGGAUGUUGUGGUGGCUAAUCUGACAGUGAUCGAUGCCGACCAACCACAUUCGCCAAACUGGAACGCAAUUUACAGAAUCAUCAGCGGAGACCCGUCUGGGCACUUCACCAUCCGCACUGACCCCAUCACCAAUGAUGGCAUGGUCACUGUGGUUAAGCCAGUAGACUUUGAGAUGAACCGUGCCUUCAUGCUGACAGUGGUGGUGUCCAACCAGGCCCACCUCGCCAAUGGCAUUCAGUCUUCGCUCCAGUCCACUGCUGGGGUCACCAUAUCUGUCCAGGAUGUCAACGAACCCCCUUAUUUCCCCACAAACCCGAAACCCAUCCGCUUUGAGGAGGGUGUCCCUGCGGGCACCAGCCUGACAACUUUCUCAGCCUCAGAUCCCGACCGACUACAGAUGCAGCAGAUAAUCAGGUAUUCAAAGCUGAAUGACCCGGCGGACUGGUUGUCCAUCAACAGAACCAACGGUCAGAUAGUAACCACGGCAAUGCUCGACCGGGAGUCCAUCUACGUCAAAAACAAUGUAUAUGAAGCCACGUUCCUGGCAACAGAUAAUGGCUUGCCUGCAGCCAGUGGCACGGGCACAUUGCAGAUCUAUCUGAUAGAUAUUAAUGACAACCCUCCAGCGCUCAUACCCAGGGAGUCUCAGAUCUGCGAGAGGAUGAACAAGAAUGUCAAAGGUGUCAACAUCACUGCCGCUGAUGCCGACACUGACCCCAACGCCGGACCCUUUGUCUUUGAGCUCCCCAACUUCCCCACAAGCAUCCGACGCAACUGGACAAUUUCCCGGAUCAGUGGCAACUACGCCCGUCUGGGUCUGCGGUACCAGAUAUAUUUGGAGCCUGGGGUGUAUGAGGUCCCUGUAAUUGUGUCGGACUCUGGAAACCCACCAUUGUCCAACAGGUCUGUCAUCAAAGUGAAGGUGUGUCCCUGUGAUGAAAAUGGAGACUGCACCACUCUCGGGGCCGUGGCAGCCGCUGGCCUGGGAACCGGCGCCAUCAUCUCCAUCCUGAUCUGCAUCAUCAUACUGCUCAGCCUGGUGCUAUUGUUUGUGGUGUGGAUCAAGCGCAGAGAGAAGGAGCGGCAGACGAAGCAGCUGCUGAUUGACCCUGAAGAUGAUGUCAGAGACAACAUCCUUAAAUACGAUGAAGAGGGAGGAGGAGAGGAGGACCAGGACUAUGACCUGAGCCAGCUGCAGCAGCCCGACUCCUUGGAGCACAUCAUCAGCAAGCCGCCCGGUGUCCGCAGGGUGGACGAGCGUCCCAUAAUCCCCGAGUCCCAGUAUCCAAUUAGACCUGUCGUGCCCCAUCCUGGAGACAUCGGGGACUUUAUCCAUGAGGGUCUGCGGGCAGCAGACAAUGACCCCACCGCUCCUCCCUACGACUCCCUGCUGGUGUUUGACUAUGAGGGCAGCGGCUCCACCGCCGGCUCCGUCAGCUCACUCAACUCCUCCAGCACGGGGGACCAGGACUAUGACUACCUCAACGACUGGGGCCCACGUUUCAAGAAGCUGGCCGACAUGUACGGCGGAGGGGACGAAGAUUAAAUCGGCCCGGUCACACAGGCACACGCACACAUACACACACGCUCGUCCCGUCAGCUGGCCUGCCAUGCUCUGUCCCUCUAACACAAGGGGCUAUUACACCCUUAUUGAACACACAGUAAAAAUGACUUGUUCACACUGACCAACCAACCAAUCAAAAUUACCCACCACCGAGGACCGGUCCCGUGAGUCAGUUUCUCUUCUCAGCCGCCACCUGCUCUAAGUCUUAGACUGAAACUGAAGCUCAGAAUCGCAGGCUUCUCUUAGUUUGUGUUCUCAAACUCUUGUGCUUUCGUUUCAGUUCAGGUUUGAUGCUGGAUGUCGGUUUUAGUAACUUUUGUCUGGUUUUUGGUUUCCUUUUGGUUUCCGCAGCUUUUUCUGUCCUCACUCCCUUUUGAUUCAAGUCGAUUCCUAAGGGUUUCCACUUUUCCCUCGCUGUCGGCCCCCGUCUGCCUCUCUGCAGAAGCUUUAGGUUGAGCUUCUUGCUUUGUCUGAAAGGAACAAAAGGAAGAAAAAAAAAGAAGAAGAAGAACAACGCAGAUAUGAAAGUCCUUCCUGCACGGAUGGCUCUGGUUUAUUCUUUCUUGAACUUGAAUUACUUAGAACAGAAGCACUGUUGUUUAAAAAGUGCCUUCAGUGGUGCGUAUUUUAGCAGACUCCCGCUAACUCAGGAUUGGUUGCCAUUUCUGGGCUUACAUGCCCCCAUAUGACCCCUGACCCUUUAACUCAGACCUUUCCCUCAUCAUUUCUGUCGUCCAGCAGCGCUGUGGUAUCUCUGGGGGGACGUCAGCGCUGGUUUGACUGGCGUACGUAGACGUACUGUACAUAGGCCAACAGUGUGUGUGUGAGUUAUGGACAAAUCAUUCACUUUUCAAGUCGGGCAUAUCUGUGCUCCUGUAGAUGUGGUUACAGAAAUCAUAGAAAAUACAUAAUGGGACUGUGUUAGAGAAGAAAUGCAUUGCGUGUCUUUGUUCAUCGUGGCUUUCAAUAGCAGCUGUGUUUGUUUUGAGCUCUCGUAUUUGCACAUAAAUCUUGAUGAGGCUUGUUACUAAAUUUCGACAAGUCAAGUGUGUUACCUCUGUGAUGUGACUGUAUGUGAAGUACAUAUGAGGGUUAUUUGAGGAGGGUUUGCCUCUCAGUUCAUUAGGGUUUGCAUGUUUGUGCCGCAACACCCAAAGGUUACGAACACGGCGCCAGUUAUCGUGUGGUUAAUGUUCUAAAAGAAAACUCCAUAAACUGUACAAACACGAGGGGAAGAGAAAAGAGGAGAUGACUUCAAAUAGCUCUGAUAACAUUUCAUAGAGAGUCGUGAGCUUGUCUGAGCCACAUUCUGAGCCCCCUUCUCUCUCUCUCUGUCUCCCUCCCUUCGUUUCUUUCUUCUUUUGUUGAUUCACUGUUGUUUCUCCACAAACUUUUAAUAUACAAACUUUGGUGCUGGUCCCUGUCACAGAAACGAGGGGAACUGAGCCUCAGCCAGGGAUUUAGCGCCUUCGCAAUCUGUCUCUCUUCAGGCAGCGUUUCAUUCAUCUGAAAUUUUCUCCGAAAUUUUUGGCAUGCGAGUUCAAGAGGUUUUGAAAAGAAGUUAGCGGAAGGGAAAGUCUGUUAUGAAGCGCUGCACUUUAUCAAAGCAGACGGGCAAAACUAUAGCUUCGGUAAUUGCGCUUUAAAAGACAGACUUUUGGAAAGACAGUUGUGUUUUGUGACUUAAUGGGAAAAAAAGCAGCACUACCCAUGGGCUUUUGUGAUCAUAUUUCAGACUCCCAGAACUGAGUCUACAUGGAGAACUGAGUGGGGGAGCUUUAGUCUUUGUAUUAAAUUAUUUAAAUAUGCAAAACAUUUCACAGAGGGACCAGGGAGAUUCUGGUGGGUGAUAGAAAGAUUUAAUCAUUCCUUAUCUUCUGAGUACCCAUUGAAAUGCUCCUCGGUGGUUUCAUCUUGAUGUGGAUUGACCAGAUCUUCUAUUAAUUAAGAAUAUGAUGAAUACUUGCUCUAGCUGCAGUGUUCUUCAGAUGACAUGAAGGGAAGGAGUCUCCGCUGCUUUUCACCUGCUCCUCACCUGCUUCAAAAGCUUAAUUUAAACAAUCUUUAGGCGUUUUUCCAUCAUCGCCACACAAACGGCAGAGUGUGCGAGAGGGUGAUGACGGUUUUAAGCGCAGAGAAAAGAAGUGAUGAGAGAUAAGUGGAAAAUGGUACCUGUAAAUGUAAAUAUUUAUCAUGCCAUUAAAAAGAGAGGAGGAGGAGAGUGAGUCGACUAUAAACAAGGGAAGGGAGGUCAAGGUUUGAUUAAUAACGUUAACAGGGUUGGAAUCUCUUGAUGUAGAUUCGUAGAUAAAUGGGUUUAAAUUGCACCUCGUCAGUGAAGAAAUGGACAGUGGUGGUUUUUCCGAGCUGAGAGCAGGAGACUCACUGCUUGAUAAGCUCUACUCUAUCAGCAAACACAAAAUAAACACAGCUGUUACUUUCUACUCUUUGUGAUUUUUUCUGACGUAUAAAUGUUGUAUAUACAGAACCUUUUUUUUUUUUUCUUAUACAUUUGGUGGACCGAUUUGUCUGUGUCCUUGUGGUCGUUCCAUUUUCUUUCACUCACUUGCUUUUUAUUUCCAAUGAAAACCGGGGCGAGGAAUAUGUCACCACAAAAAGCCAUGUGCAUUUAAAGAGAAUCGGUGCGAUUCUCAAACGAGCUUACAGCCAUACCCCCGCGUCGCUGUUCAAGUUCCUCGUGGUGAAACAGUUCCGUCUCAAACCGACGUGUACAGUCUCUACUCGCACACACUCACUCCUCUAGGCCUUAUUGUAUAUAUGUGAGUGUUCUAUAUUAUAUAAGCCCUUUCAGCAUUGUUCUAAUUCAGCCGCAGAGCUCCCACUUUACUGAAGGCCAUGCAGCAUUCACAGGAUAAAGACGUGCUUCACCCUAAAGCUCCCUUAUCAGACCGGAUUCAGGGCCAAACACAUCAGGAGGCCCAACCCCUAAACACACACACACACACUUUACACACACACACACACUUUACACAAGGUAACUGACCUUUAUCACUGUGUCAUCAUACAUGACACAAACGCCAUUACGACUGAAUGUUAUCGCAGACUCGCAGUGACACGUGGCAGCAAAUCAUCGGUGGAGUCGGUCAAACUUGCCCCCCAUUUAAAUGCAAUUUGUGAAACGGAGGAAGAUUGAUCUUCACUCGUUACAUUCUUGCUCCACUUGUCUUACUGACGUUCCCUCGCUAAACUGAGGGGGAGAAUUGGCGAACGAAGGAAGAGCUAUUGCACCGCUGUAGUCCGUCCAUGUUUUCUGCAGCAGCUCCUCUAACUGGUGAUAAUUAAAGGACAGGUGGUCUCACCCUGGACACACUGCCUGACCAUGGACACGCACAUGACGGGAGGCUCCAGCGAACGCCAGACUUUUGUCCUGCCCUUGGAAAGAAUCACAAAGAGCAGGCGGCAGUGUUUCGUACGAGUUCUCCCGAUACUCCUCAAGUGGAAGUGUACAUAAUGUAGUAUUUGCUUGAAGCUAAACAGACUGAGUUAGGCAAACUGUAACUGUACAAUUGGAGCUUUUUGCAUGUGUCUUUUUUAUAAUGGACAGAUGAGUUCUAUUACAGUAAUCAUACAACAUUUUAAAAUGUGUUGCAGCCCGCAUGACCGAGGCUGCCGUUCGGAAAAGGGGAUUCUGGUCGACCAUACUCGCAUAGUUUAAAAUGGAGGAGAAAAAAAAAAAGCUGAAAAAAGAAUUGCACAGUUAUUGAGUCAAAAGACUUCUUUUGUAAAUUGUCAACAGCACAAAUAUUUUGUAUUGUUGUUUGUACCAUUUUGUAAGAAAACAAUGAAAAAAAAUACGAAAAAAAAAUGCAGAAAGAGUCUGUUGUUUCAAGCGUGUGUUUCUAGUGCCACUGCAAUCUUGGUUUCCAAAUACCGUACAGUACAUGCGCAGCCUUGCAGAUGAACCUUGUAAAAUAGAUGCUGAGCUGGAGGCUCCCUGUCAGCACCAUGUGUUAUAAAUAAAAG
Paralichthys olivaceus (Japanese flounder) is the source of this 7060-nucleotide messenger RNA. RefSeq names its product cadherin-4-like. Gene Ontology annotation, cellular component: adherens junction; catenin complex; plasma membrane. Gene Ontology annotation, molecular function: calcium ion binding; cadherin binding. Lineage: Eukaryota; Metazoa; Chordata; Actinopteri; Pleuronectiformes; Paralichthyidae. Gene Ontology annotation, biological process: adherens junction organization; cell-cell junction assembly; calcium-dependent cell-cell adhesion. The record is from RefSeq and is a predicted model, not a curated record.